Messenger RNA from Prosopis cineraria, 1187 nucleotides. Its product is annotated as protein LIFEGUARD 4-like. NCBI's taxonomy places the organism in Eukaryota, Viridiplantae, Streptophyta, Magnoliopsida, Fabales, Fabaceae. Gene Ontology annotation, cellular component: membrane. The record is from RefSeq and is a predicted model, not a curated record. Bases 109 to 837 code for a protein of 242 amino acids. The transcript is spliced from 4 exons.
UCUGCCUCCCGUCAAGAAUCUCUUGCAUCCAAGUUCCAAGCCUUAACUAGCCUCAUCUCUGGCUCUAAUCCCUGCCUUCCUUCCCCUUAUUCCGUCGCCUCUCCCGCCAUGUGGAACCAGCCUUACCGCAAAUCUGACGCCGAGGCCGGACCUGGGCCUCUUUACCCUAUGAUGCUCGAAAGCCCCGAGCUCCGGUGGUCCUUUAUCCGCAAAGUCUACUCCAUCAUAACCUUUCAGUUGCUCGCCACCGUUGCCGUUGCUUCCGUCGUCGUCUUCGUUCAUCCCAUUGCCCACUUCUUCGUCAGUUCUGGCGCUGGCUUGGCCCUCUUCAUCGUCCUCAUCAUCAUCCCUUUUAUCGUGUUAUGCCCUCUGUACUACUACCACCAGAAGCACCCGCUGAAUUACCUGCUUCUGGGGCUCUUCACAAUCUCCCUAGCUUUCGCUGUUGGGCUCACCUGUGCGUUCACUAUCGGGAAAGUGAUACUGGAAUCUGUGAUAUUGACAAGCGUGGUGGUGGUCAGUUUGACUCUCUACACAUUUUGGGCCGCCAGAAGAGGUCAUGACUUCAAUUUUCUUGGCCCCUUCUUGUUCGGUGCUGUGUUAGUUCUCAUGGUUUUUGCUCUGAUUCAGAUUCUAUUCCCGCUGGGUAAGAUAUCAGUGAUGGUCUAUGGAUGCCUAGCAUCAAUUAUAUUUUGUGGUUACAUCAUAUAUGAUACAGACAACCUUAUCAAAAGGUUCACCUAUGAUGAGUACAUUUGGGCUGCUGUCUCGUUGUAUCUGGACAUCAUCAAUCUCUUCUUGGCUCUGCUUACCAUAUUUAGAGUAUCUGAGAGUUGACGAUGACAUCGCUGGUUGUUGCAUGUGUCUGAAUGACAGGAUAAAGAAUUUGUUGUCCACCAAUGAGUCGACCUGCAAAUACUAUGUGUAGCUGAAAGCCUGCCUUGAAUUGUAAAUGCACAUACGAUGUGAUUAUGUCCCCAUUCUUUCGGGUUUUGUUCUAAUUUCAGUGCUUUUAUGACUAUUAUUACUAGCAAAUAGAUCGCAAUUAUUAAUCAUAUUAGUUUCGCUACUUGAACAAACAACCAUACGACUUUAUUUUGCAUCCCAUUCAUAAUAAACUAAUGAAUGUGUGAUUAGCGAAAGAUGUUUGUUCGAGAUUUCGAUGUUAAUGUUUUGUAUGUUAUUGA